Molecule: messenger RNA, 7165 nt
Organism: Acanthochromis polyacanthus (spiny chromis)
Lineage: Eukaryota; Metazoa; Chordata; Actinopteri; Pomacentridae
Product: calcium-binding mitochondrial carrier protein SCaMC-1-like
Exons: 10
Coding region: 4762-6201 (479 amino acids)
Biological process (GO): transmembrane transport
Cellular component (GO): mitochondrial inner membrane
Molecular function (GO): calcium ion binding; ATP transmembrane transporter activity
Source: RefSeq, a predicted model, not a curated record
CACAGGUACAUCCGGCCUGGAGCCUUCAAAAUAACAGCAUGAGAGCUGAAACUAUUUAAAGCAACGAUUUCACCUGCAACAGGUUAGAAGGUACAGUUGAAGACAAAAUUAUUAUCUCCCCCUAAGAAAUUUUAUUUUAUAUUUUUUGAAAAAAAAUUCAAGUGCUGUGCUGUUAAACAGAACGAGGGAUUUUAAACACUGCUUUUCCAAGCAUCCUAAUUUUAUUUUGGAUGCUUGCAUUAUUUUACUUUGCACAGAGAAACAAAAUUAUUUAAUACUACCAAGGUAAAAAAAAUAUAAGCCUCAUUAAGAAAUUAUCUUUUGGCUGAGCCAAAUCACAAGCCACUCUUGUCCAAUCGUGCUUUAAUUUUGUAAUGCUCACAGCUUAUCAGUCAGUCAAUCAAGUUACAACUGAGGGUCGUCCUACACUUUACACACAGUGCUAUCACUUGAGAAAGCAUCAUAUCAAAAACAAAAGAAAUUAGUUUAGACUUGACAAAAAGAAAUGUUGAUGCUUACAAAGCAGGACAAGUGUCUACAAAGUUAUCACAGCAUUUCCAAGUGUUAAGAAGUGGAGUGAGAAGUCUCAUCAAGAAAUGCAAAAAGAGCCACACAGUACAGAAUAAGUCUGGCAGAGGUAGGAAGCGACAUAUUUUAAAGACUCUGGAAAGAAAACUUGUGAGAGAUGUGUCUAAAGAUGCUAGAACCACCAAACACUAGUUAAUGAGUCAAGAGUUGUAGUGUCCAAGAAGGCAGUCACUAGAGCACAGAAAUGGACUGAACCCGAACCCUCCACUUCUACAGAAGCGACACUUUCAAGCAGACUGAAGUAUGCUAAGGACAAUCUGUAGAAAAGAGGCGUAUAACCCAAAGAACUCCAUCCCCACAGUUAAACACAGUGGUUUCAGUAUCAUGCCACCACUGUGACAUUAUAGUGCAGCUACACACUGCACUAUAAUGCAGUGUGUCUGGAACUGGGAAUCUUGUCAAGGUUGAAAGAAUCAUGAAGACAGAAGGAUAUAUGAAGAUUUAGGAAGAAAACCUCGAGCAGUUAUUUGGAAAGCUGAAUCUGGGUCGUGGCUUUGUCUUCCAACUUGACAACGACCCUAAAUAUACGUCACUCCAGUUGGAGAAUUACCUCCAGAAGACCAAAGUGAACGUCAUUGACCGAGCUGCACAAAGCCCUGACUUGAAUCUCAUUGAAAACCUGUGGGGUCAACUGAAGACCAGGGUCCAUGCAGGAAGGCCAUCAAGCCUGGAGGAGUUUGAGAGAUUUGUCAAAGAAGGACGCGCUGGGAUUCCUCAAGAGAUGUCAGAGACUCGUUACAAACCACAACAAAUGACUGCCAGCUGUUAUCCAGUAAAAAGGAAACACAACUGGUGUAUUAGCAGCAGGGAGGCUAAUCAUUUUGACCCUGGUAGUUUUUGUUUUUUGUUAAAUGAUUGUGUUUCUCUGUGCAAAGCAAAAUAAUGUAAGCAUCCAAAAUAAAACCAGGAUGUUUCGAAAACGUCUUGAUCUGUUUAACAGUGCUUGGGAAUUUUUUUGAAAAAAAAAUUGAAGGGCUAAUAAUUUUGUCCUCAAUUGUAUGUUAUUAUAUUAUCAAAUCUGGCCUAAAUAACUUUAAAUGACAGCUGCUUAUAUUGGCACCACAGGUGAAUAGAGUAUAUCUUUUAAUUAAUCAGUAUCACUUUCCCAAUUGAUUAUUUGCAUUAAGACAGUUCAUUUUUGUGGUACAGGAAAUUUGAAAUAAUAUAUGCAAAGCAGGUGUGGGUUUUUAAAAAAAAAAUCAUUGUUAAAAAAAUCUAAAUAGCUGCUAAUCUGCAUACAUUUAUCAUUUAUUUAAGAUUUUCUUGACAUUGGUCCUUUUUUUUCAAAACCAUGCACAAAAGAUAGUUAGCUGGUAGAAAAUAAAAAAAAUUGCCAGAAUUUUAUCUGUAAAAAUUAUGAGAGUAUUGAUAUGAGUAAAUCAGAAAAGUUUGAUGUAUGGGUAUAUGAUGUUAUUUUAUUUUUAAUUUUGUGUUUCUAUAAGAGUGUGAUAAAUUAGGUGGAAAACUGGAAAAUUUACAGUCAAUUUGUGCAAAUUUCCUUUUUGUGGGCCAGUGUUUGUUUGCUGAGAAAGACAUUUAGAAAAUUGAAGACCUCUUGAUGCAAUUUAAACUGCUGAGGCAUCAAAUUUAAGCUAAAAAGGUCAAAUUACUAUCUUACUAUCACUCCCAUCAAAUAUAAAUACACUAUACUAUUUUAGUUUUAGUUUAAAUCAAACAGAAAUAAACAGUGAUUUAAAAGAAUGCAAAAGCUUAACUGUUGUUUUACUUGUGGAACUCACACAAUACGUUAAUUUAACAAACAGUACAAUGUUUCUGGGGAGAUUUGAAAAGUUUGCUUACAGAGUGAGUCUUUAUACCCUUUCAAGACAACUCAUUAGGUUUUGACUGCGUGCUCUUAUUUUGAAGUGAGUGUUGAUUAAACAGAUAUACGGUGGUGACAGAUCUCCGCUUGAUGAAGCUUGAGGGAAUCCCGCCUCCUCUGAUCUCCUCCUGGCGGCCAGUCAGAGCAACAGCAGCACUGAUUGGACCGAUUACAACAACAAAGUGAAAGCAGAGACUAGAUGUGAAAGAGUGAAACCAGCUGUUGUUAUGUAACAUCUGCGCCACCUAGUGGUGCGAUGUCGGUACUACACUACACUCUCUAUUCACUGCACGGCUUCAUACAGUAUGCUCUUUAUUUUAUUCACAUACUUUCUCUCCCCCAAUCUAUUUACAACUUUACUUAACAUUAGGCAAUGUUCGGUUAUUGUGAGAGAAACAUACUGCUGCAAGAUUACACCAUACAUCAUAACCCUGUGUAGUUUUAAGGGACAUAAUUGGCUUUUUUGAUAACUUUGGGAUCUUCAUGAGAAUUUUGUGAAGUUCUUGAGUUUGUGAAUAUGCAAGAAUAGUGUGAAAUCACAGAUAAGGAGGUUAUAAUUAAAAAUGCACAUACAUGGUUUUGCUAAAGGACUUUUCCCAGAAUGCAUAUCUCCAUAAAUAACUAUGAGCAUGGGUGUAGAGUUCAAUUUGGACACAAUGAAGCUGGGGGGUUCUAAGGGUCCUUUGCUGUUAAAUUUUGAGCAUGAAAUACUUCAUUUCUUGCAUUCUGGUGAAUUUUUAUGCAUUAGUUUGUUCCUUUUCGGCAUCAAAACGUCUUUAGUUAUACUUGGGGUGGGGGCUAAAUUCAGACAAUUCAAAAUAUAAUGGAUAUAAUGCAGUAAAGCUCUCAGACAUCCAGUAUCAUUUUCAAAUAUGAAUUUAAUGCAGACUAACUUUUCAACUCAAUCCUGUUAUAUCUGCACACAUCUGGGCCUAAUUUACUCUUCUAUCCUCCAUCGUGUCUUCUGUUUGUGGCAAUAAAACUUCUAAAUGUGUAUAUGGGAGCUUUUCAGAUCAAACUAAUUUAUCUUAAUUCAUUUAUAAAGCCCCUGGACUUUUUAACAGCUCAUACACUACUGUUCAAAAGUUUGGGGUCACUUAGAAAUGUCCUUAUUUUUGAAACACAAGCAGCUUUUUCAAUGAAGAUAACAUUAAAUGAAUCAGAAAUACAGUAUAGACAUUGUUAAUGUGGUAAAUGACUAUUCUAGCAGGAAACGGCUGAUUUUUAAUGGAAUAUCUGCAUAGGGGUACAGAGGAACAUUUCCAGCAACCAUCACUCCUGUGUUCUGAUGCUACAUUGUGUUAGCUAAUGGUGCUGAAAGGCUAAUUGAUGAUUAUAAAACCCUUGUGCAAUUAUGUUAGCACAUGAAUGAAAGUGUGAGUUUUCAUGGGAAACAUGAAAUUGUCUGGGUGACCCUAAACUUUUGAACGGUAGGGUAUGUGUUUUGGCAAACUUUUCUGCUCAUGUUUCAAACUUUAUGCACAUUCAGAACAUGUUAGUCAUAGCUGUGUUUAGUAUAGUGAAGAAAAAAACUCUGUGGGAUGUGUCAUUAUGUGCAUGAGUCAUGUUUGGGGGGGACUGUUCUCCUGUAACCCAUGGAGAUAUUUCCAUCUGCCCCUCCUCCUCCAUCUACUUCUGUCUGCAGCUUUCAAAAUAAUGGACCCGCAAUCACAAACUUCUGGAGUUCGUUUUUAUUGGAGCAGCUGGUGGAUCCCUGAGGCUAUGACUCACUCAUAUAUUGGCUUUGUACUAUGGAUCCAACAGCACAACACUACCUUUAUCACUAUAGUUAGCAUUUACGCGUGCGUGCGCUCCUGCAUGGGUGAAACCACAACAAACCAGAAAGUUAGAAAAACAUUUAGGACUGAUCAAUGCGUGAUAAAGAGACUGUCGGAGGGAGGAAAAUGGAAAAGACGGUCAAAAAUGAAGCAGCUACCAGUGUUGAACAGGCUCAUGAGGAAACAGACGGAGACGGCAGUGGCACAGCAGUGUUGGAGAAGGGUGUGUCCCUGAACUGUCUGUGCGCGCAGUAAAAGAGGAGGUCUUCUGAGGCAAACUGAGCUCGUCUCUCCACCCUCCAGCCCAGCCAGACUACUUCAUCUACGGCCCACUCUCUAAAAACCUCACCUCCUCUCUGGACUUUACUCUCCACCGACUCGAGAGGACUUUUCCGCCGCUUCUCCUCCAAACUGCACUGCGGAAAUCUCUCUGGAAUCACACCAGACUGUGCCAACUGCUGCAAAACCAGAAGUGGCGACCGCAGGAAUCUGUGAGUCUCCACGGCGCUCUAAUAGCUCACCGAGUGUGUGUUUGUGUGUGUGGAGCUGUACAGGCCUCGAGGUGUGUUAACAAUGUACCAAGCGGUGAGGAAGCUGUUUUUUACGGACUGUCGGUGCGCAGAGGAUGCGUCGUACGAUGCGUCGAAAACGUACGAGGAGCUGUUCGCCAAACUGGACACCAACAAGGAUGGAAAGGUGGAUGUGUCCGAGCUGAAGGCAGGCCUGGCUGCUCUGGGCAUCAAGACCAGGAAAGGAGCAGUUGAGAAAAUCAUUUCCGCUGGAGACCAAAACAAAGAUGAAGUGCUCGACUUCAGUGAGUUCACCAAGUACCUGAAGGAGCACGAGAAGAAGUUAAAGCUGACCUUCAAGAGCUUGGACAAAAACAAUGAUGGUCGAAUAGACUUCAUGGAGAUAAAGCAGUCACUGGCUGAUCUGGGACUGGACAUCACCAAGGAGGCUGCAGAGAAGAUCCUUCAAAGCAUUGAUGUGGAUGGCACCAUGACUGUGGACUGGAAUGAAUGGAGGGAGCACUUCCUGUUUAACCCAGCUACCAACCUGCAGGAGAUUAUCCGCUACUGGAAGCACACCACGGUUCUGGACAUUGGUGAUAGCCUUACCAUCCCAGAUGAGUUCACAGAGGAAGAGAAGACGACUGGUAUGUGGUGGAAGCAGCUGACGGCGGGAGCCAUGGCAGGAGCUGUGUCCCGUACAGGAACUGCUCCUCUGGACAGAAUGAAGGUCUUCAUGCAGGUCCAUGCUUCUAAGAGCAAUAAAAUCAGCCUGGUUGGUGGUUUUAAGCAAAUGUUAAAAGAAGGAGGAGUGUCAUCUUUGUGGAGAGGAAAUGGCAUUAACGUCCUGAAGAUCGCCCCUGAAACGGCCAUUAAAUUUAUGGCUUACGAGCAGUAUAAGAAGCUGUUGUCCAGUGAACCAGGGAAGGUCAAGACCCAUGAGAGGUUCAUGGCAGGAUCGCUGGCUGGAGCCACGGCACAAACCGCCAUCUACCCCAUGGAGGUGAUGAAAACCCGUCUGACCCUGAGGAAAACUGGACAAUACUCAGGAAUGUUUGACUGUGCCAAGAAAAUCCUGAAGAAGGAGGGAGUGAAGGCAUUUUACAAGGGCUACAUUCCCAAUAUUCUGGGCAUCAUCCCGUAUGCAGGGAUAGAUCUGGCUGUGUAUGAGAGCUUGAAGAACCUCUGGUUGUCCCGCUACGCCAAAGACACAGCCAACCCUGGUGUUCUGGUGCUGCUGGGCUGUGGGACCAUCUCCAGCACCUGUGGGCAGCUGGCCAGCUAUCCUCUGGCUCUGAUCCGCACUCGGAUGCAGGCACAGGCUUCUGUCGAGGGCUCAGAGCAGCUGCCGAUGAAUCUGAUGGUGAAGAAGAUCCUGGAAAAGGAGGGCUUCUUUGGACUUUACCGUGGCAUCCUGCCCAAUUUCAUGAAGGUCAUACCAGCUGUCAGCAUCAGCUACGUGGUGUAUGAGUACAUGCGGUCGGGUCUGGGCAUUCAGAAAUAGGCAGCAGAGUCCUCUGUCCAUGAGAGUCUAAGAAGAUGCACAGCCAUGUUUCUUUUUUUUAUUAUUAUUAAAAUUCAAAACACUUCCCUUCUUUCGACUGGCAUAUGAGGAUGUUUCCCUGCAGGUCACCAAAGUCUGGACUCAAACUGCUGCAGAUGGAGCCGCUGCACAAGUUUGAAAGUCUUUGCAAGAAUUGGCUAAACUACUGAGCCACUAUAGGAGAAAUUCUGCUGCACAAACGCAAUGAAUGAUGACAUCUCUUUCCAAAUGUUUGUUUUUGUCCAGGCUCUGUUUACGAUGCACCCAGCUUCAAGAGCACCGCCAGUCUCAGGCACUCUUUGUUCCAACUGAGGUUUAAAACCCAAAACACUUGGAGAGCUUAGUUUUUGUUUGGCUUAUUUUGUUAGUUUGAGCAGAAAUGCCAUUGUUUUUUAUAUCAGGAUCCUGUAAUGUGUCACAUGUUCCUUUAAUAUUUGCACCAAUUUUGAUCCCGAUACGACGUCCAACAUAUCACCUGCUACGUAUUUGCUCCUUUAUUUGCUGUCUCCGUCCGUAUCAAAAAUAAUCCGACCAAAAAAUGAAAGGUUUCACAGCUUUACACAAUCUUCCAGAUGUUGUGAAAGAUGUCUGUAAGAGGGGAGUUGUUUCACAAAGAAAUCUGAGGAAACUUUCAAAGUGCAAUACUGUAUUCACACAUCGGUCAUUCGCAUUCUGUUAUGUUUGACACAAAUAUGUUCUUUUGGGAAUGGAUUUCACCUGAAUGCUGCAGUUCUUCUUUGUAUAGGACUUUAUAUUUUUGCACCUCUUCACUGAGGUCGGUGAACAGAAGAGAAAUGUGCCUUAUGUGUUUUUUUUUCCCCAGAUAUCUGUGAACUUCUGCACCCUCCCCUUUCUCUUGCCUUUCUUUCUAAUAUUUGGUUCAUAGAUGCUGGUGUUUACAUGAGUAAAAACAUUUGAAUACAAA